GAAACAUUUUUGAUUUUCACCUAAACCUACAUCCAAGGCCUUUUUCUGGAGAGCCAAUAAUUAAAGUUCGCCGCACGCCUCUGUAGUGUUUGGCAUGUGCUUGAGCCGGCUUAGGCCCAUUGGUUCCCCUAUCUGCUUCGUGGCUGGGCGCCGGACUUGCCGCCUGCGAAAUCCUCCCCCCAAUGGCCCGACCAGCUCCGCCACAUGUUAAGGUGGCUUCAUCUCUGGUUUUCCUUGUUCACGGCGCAUCAGGUGCUGCGCCAACCAACCCGAACCCAUUUUCUAGCCAAUUUCCGCAGCAUCAGGCAUACUCUUGCGCUCUUCACUCGCUUUUCUCUAACUGAUUUCGAUACUUGUGCAUCGUCUUUACAUUAAGCCCCGUACCUCCCGCGGUCUUUUUCGCUUCGUUCGCCGGCCGCUCGUUUAACAGCCAGUCGUCGUCACCAGCCAACAUGGCUAGCACAGGGGGCCUUCUGCGCCGACUGACUGUCGAAUCUCCUCCUGGAGAAUGGAUUCUUAACCAAUUACGAGAUAUCCUCAUUGGUGCUCUUAAGCAAGGUCGCGUCCCGCAGCACGUUGCGUUUGAGAUGGAUGGCAACCGACGAUACGCUAGAAACCGUCGUAUGGAAACUAUCGAGGGCCACCAUCAUGGCUUCGAAGCUCUUGCAAGAAUUAUGGAAGUUUGCUACAAGACCGGUGUCAAGGUCGUUACUGUCUACGCCUUUAGCAUCGAAAACUUCAACCGACCGAAAUACGAGGUCGAGGGACUUAUGCAGCUAGCCAAGGUUAAGCUUGAGCAGCUUACAACAUAUGGAGAUAUCCUUGACCGAUACGGUGCCAGUGUACGAGUUCUGGGCCAACGUGAAAUGAUUCGAGACGACGUUUUAAAGGUGGUCGACAAGGCCGUCGCGAGAACCAAGCACAACACCCAAGCGGUUUUGAACAUCUGCUUCCCAUACACGUCUAGAGCCGAAAUUACGACUGCUAUCCGAACGACGGUCGACGAGUUUCUCGCCCCUCCCCCUCGCAAGAACACGCCUUUCUCACCUUCCCGUAUCCGACAAAAAGUUCUCUCAACACAUCUCGAAGAGCGCGAGACUCUUGCUACCAUUAAGGAUGAAUCGCCAGACGAGAGGGCAGAGACAGCUGAAGACAUUGACGGAGACUCUUCGUCGACAACUCUAUUGCCCGAUUCACCGGAACCGCGGCGCCAGAACAAGGCAGAUUCUGGAAAUUCUGUCAAGUUACCCAGCCCCGAAACCAUUACUACGGAGACCCUCGAGCGACAUAUGUAUACCGCCGCAGAUCCGCCUUUGGACAUAUUUGUCCGAACAAGUGCGGUCGAGCGACUGAGCGACUUCAUGCUGUGGCAGUGCCACCAAAACACGCAAAUAUUCUUCCUCGAUUGCCUCUGGCCAGAUUUUGAUCUCAAACACUUCGUAUGGGUCUUGCUCGAGUGGCAAUGGCGGCAAAAGAAGACUGAGCGUGACGGACGGGCUGUCACGUCUGUACCAGGCGCCAAGACCCAGCGUCUUGUUGAUUGAUCUGGCAACCACAUGAGCACACAAGUUCCUUGAUUACUAUCGCAUAGCGUUGUUGGCUACUCUGGCCAAUCAUUGUGCUAUUUCGUUCUUUGAAAAAAUCUAUCCUUUUGUCGAAUUUUAACGCAUCGUCUUGAAAAACUAUCUGAUUUAGAGCCGAGCAGCUGAGGUGCUGUGGCGAUGGCGUCAGGUGGGUAAGGCCCUGUUUCUGUAUGGAGCGAAUAAGCUGUCUAUAAAGAAUAAUAAACUCUUCUUUCUUCAUUA
This is a messenger RNA of [Torrubiella] hemipterigena, 1805 nucleotides long. Lineage: Eukaryota; Fungi; Ascomycota; Sordariomycetes; Hypocreales; Clavicipitaceae. The record is from the annotation of a GenBank genome assembly.